Molecule: messenger RNA, 2553 nt
Organism: Panicum hallii
Lineage: Eukaryota; Viridiplantae; Streptophyta; Magnoliopsida; Poales; Poaceae
Product: QWRF motif-containing protein 4-like
Exons: 7
Coding region: 371-2191 (606 amino acids)
Biological process (GO): spindle assembly; centrosome cycle
Cellular component (GO): cytoplasm; centrosome; nuclear microtubule
Molecular function (GO): microtubule binding
Source: RefSeq, a predicted model, not a curated record
UGCGCGUCUGCUGGCCAGCAGCUCUCAGUUCUGAUCGCCGCAGGAACACUCCUCCCGAAGCAGAGUCCCUGCAGAACGAACACCUGCAGGAGUUCGCUACACGCCACUGCACGGGCGCACCCGCGCGCGCCCACUGACCGCGGGCCACUCGCCACAGGAGGACGACGACGAGGCGGCGGCCGCGGCAAAAGACGACCGUGCCCGGUGAUCCUCCGCACGUGCUGCUGCCGAGAUCCGCGUGGUUUGGCGUCGCCUCGCCGCGGGAGAGGGGGCGUCAGGCGUGGCGCGGUAGCUUGAUGAGAGCCGCGCCGAUGCGGGAGGUGCCUUUCGGCGCGCGCAGCUAUUCUUCCUCUUCUUCUUCUUCUUCUUCAUGGACGCCGUCGUGAAGGGUGAGCGGAGGAAGGCCGCUGCGGCUGCGGCUGCGGCCAAUGGCGCGCAGCGACGGCCGCCGCUCGUGCCGUCCGAGAAGAACAAUGCUGCGGCUGCUCCGGCUGGUCGGAGAAGAGAGGUCCCCUCCAGGUUCAAGCCCGUCGCGCCACCGGCAGCCGCACCGGCGCCGGCUGCUCCUGCAGGGCGGCGGUGCGCGUCCCCGAGCCCCGGCCGGGCGCCGGCAGCCGACGGCUCGGCGACGUGCAACAGAGCGCGGUCGGCUGAAAGAGCAAGGCCUGCCGCGCCUUCAGCUGCACCGUCUUCUCGGCCGAAGCCCUCCUCCCCUGCCGCGGCAAGGUCCAGUUCGCCGGCCCGUGACGCGGCCACCGAAGCACACGGACACGGCGCUCCUCCCCGUGCAAGGAAUGCGAAGGCCUCCAAUGGCUUGUGGGCGUCUGUACGGAGCUCGUCUCCCUCGGUCCGGCCAGAGUCCGUGCCAGCAGCAGGCCCUGCCAAGAAGAUAGACAGGCUAGUCCAUGGCUUACCUUCAGAGCAGACUAAAUUGCGGUCAGGAGCCGCGGCUGAGAGGAAGAGGAGUCCUCUUAGAGGGAGAACCAACAACAUCAGCGACCAAUGUGAGAAUGCUCGGUCACCAGAAUCUGCCGCCAACAGAGCCACCGAGCGACACCGGUGGCCGGGGAUGAUGACUGGCCGGGAUUCUGCUGGUCUCACUUCGACAAGCGCUGCUCCUGCUGAAAGGACUAGCAGGUCCGUUACUUCACCAAAUGCUUCAUCAGGAUGCUCUCCAAGGAGGUUGCAUCCAUCUGAAGGAACGGGCAAGAGUCUGAAGCGACCGUCGAAGGAGAUGCCAAUGAUCGUUCACCGGAGAAGAAACGAUAAUGCAGAUUCUAGCAGUGACACCUCUUCUCAGACGUCGGAAAGCUGUGAAUCCACUUGUCACCCGAGCAAGGCCAUUUCUUCACCUGUUCCGGUUCUGCACAGAUCGUCGUCGCCAAGACAGGGCUUGUCAGCUGCACCAUCUACUUCCAGGUCCUGCCAGAGCCCGUCGCGGACGAGGCCUUCGACACCUUGCAGAUCAAAAUGUGCCCCUUCAGCUGCCCAAUCAGGUGCUGAACAACCUGUGUUUAACUAUAUCGUUGAUGCCCGGAAAGGGAAGAAGAAUGCAGGCCAGAUUGAGAAUGUCCAUCAGCUACGCCUGCUGAAUAAUAGAUACCUGCAGUGGCGCUUUGUGAAUGCACAUUCAGAAGAUACAGUACUACCCCAGAAAAAUGGUGUUGAGAACAUUUUUUACAGUGUUUUGGAAAGUACCUUGACACUGCGUGAUGCUCUAACAAUAACAAAAAUUAAUGUGCAACGCCUUCAGCAAGAGCUGAAUCUGUACAACAUUCUAACAGAGCAGAUUGGUUACCUUGAGCAAUGGCCGGUACUAGAAGAAGAGAGCACUGGUACUGUAGUUGAGGCGAUGGAGGCUCUUCAAGCAACCACGUUGUGCCUUCCAGUUAUAUCAGGAGCACAGGCUGACAGAGUUGCAGUUAGGAAUGCUAUAAGCUCAGCUGUUGAUGUUAUGCAAGCUUUGAGUUCCUCGAUGUUCUACUUGCAAUCUAAGGUCCAAGAUAGGACAUCAUUAGUUUCUGAACUUUUGGUUAUGGCAAGGCAGGAAAAGGUUGCUCUUGAUCAAUGCAAAGAGCUCUUAGCUACGGCAGCAAAACUGCAGGUACUUUUCGGACUACGGUCAGGAGACCAGCCUUCGCACGCAUCUGAUGCAACUGAGGGAGGGAUCUGCAGGAUGAUGAACUGCUAAGCUGAAGAAAUUAACCUUGCUUUUGACAGCUGAUGCAACGGAAAUCUGUAGAGACGAAGUAACAGCUGAUGAUGCAUACUGCACACACCCACACACACAUUCAAUGGCCUCGGAAGACCAUGGCGCGAAGCUCCGCAGUCUGCAGCUAACGAUAGUUCACGGUGCUCACAAAUUAUUUCUGGGGAAAGAAAAGGUGUUGAUGGUUAAUUUUCAUGGUACAGUAAUUCUUUUUUCCCCUGGUAGUUGUUUCUUCAGGGGUGUAGUCUUGUUCUUACCCAGUUCCCACUGUACAUUUUGACUUUUGAGAAGUGCAAAGAAAAGUAAAAAAAGGAUAAAUGAAAAGAAAACAACAGCCGAUGAAA